Messenger RNA from Kockovaella imperatae, 1429 nucleotides. RefSeq lists its product as hypothetical. The record is from RefSeq and is a predicted model, not a curated record. Gene Ontology annotation, biological process: peptide modification; carbohydrate metabolic process. The transcript has a single exon. The coding region runs from base 124 to 1344 and encodes 406 amino acids. Gene Ontology annotation, cellular component: plasma membrane. NCBI's taxonomy places the organism in Eukaryota, Fungi, Basidiomycota, Tremellomycetes, Tremellales, Cuniculitremaceae.
UCUAUCGACUCGUAAGAAAAUAACUCAACAAGAAACGAUAUCUGAGACUUUGUUCUGCACACUUUUGACACCCAUCCCAUCCCUUCCUCGGGAAUAGUGAGUCUUGACCGCCGCCUAGCCGUGAUGUCCUCCGCGACGCCCGAACGACCCAGAUGUUUACCCAAUGACGGCACAUUCCGAAGCUUUGAUGCCGACUCUGAGAUUCCAAGACACGCCUCCAUCCUCGUCACUCGAUUCCCACCUGCCAUCUCUACAUUCAACAAGGCUGAAGAUUGUUUGGGCUUCUACAGUGGUCCCACAUCUAUUGCGUACUCGUUUUUCUUGCUCAAGGACGACUUACCACCUUCGAUCGAAGGGAAAUCACCUAUAGAAUGGGCGAAAGCGUACCUUGAGACUGCGAAAGAGUUGUUGGAAACUUCCUUUGAUCCAAAACAUCAACUCCGAAAUGUAGGCACGUCUUUCUGCGGUAUCACAUGCGAGACACUUUGUCGAGCAUUGACAGAAGCCGUGGUGUACGAUGAUGCAGCCUUAUUGGAACCAUUGUUCCAGUAUGCUCCCGAGAUCAACGAGACGACCCCCAGUACACUUGACGAAUGGGUCCUUGGACGAGCUGGAUACCUAUACAAUCUUCGAGCUGCUGCUCAUUACUUCCCUUCGAUAUCCAGUAAGACCCAACCUAUCAUCAAGAAGGUUGUGGAAUCCAUGUUGGAACACGCGCCAGAUUCAAAAGAGCCUUGGAAAUUUGCUGGAGAUUAUUACCUUGGAACAGCUCACGGCUGGAUCGGGAAUUUGACGGCGAUUCUCUUAUCGGAUCCUUCGCCAGAACGCGCAAAGCAACUCAGACCGUACUUUGUCGAUAUCCUCCGUCAACAACUUCCGAAUGGGAAUUGGAGAGGGUUCGCCGAUAUCCACGUCGUCAAUCCUGAGAAACCAAAAGAGAAUAGAGAAGUUUGGAUCCAAUUUGGACAUGGGGGACCUGGGUUCGUCUGCUCCUUCCUGGCCAUUCGACACCUGUACGAAGGGGAUGAAGAGUUCCUCAGAAUGGUGGAUGAGGCGGUCAACAGGGCUCAAGAUUGUAUUUGGCAGCGGGCAUAUCUCACGAAAGAAAGUUCCAUCCUUCAUGGUGCAGCUGGAAAUUCGCUCGCUCUAUUAGACCAAAAACAGAAAGAAACGCUAUUGGCUGUCUCAACGCAGGAGGAAGUCGACAAGGCGAAUGAGGCUGGCACCCACGAGCCUAGUAACAGUAGCUCGGGUCUUCACCGAGGUCUGGCAGGAAGAAUAUGGGCAAUGGUUCAGUACAAAAAGGGUCAGAGCGGCGUCUUUCCGACUUACAACGACCUAUGAGAUGCCGACGGGGGCGGAGAGGUUGAGCAAUUAGAGUAGUAGUACAUCGGGCAUGUAUAGGUCAGGGACGCAUAUGAGUUUUCAG